Platichthys flesus (European flounder) is the source of this 3964-nucleotide messenger RNA. RefSeq names its product core 1 synthase, glycoprotein-N-acetylgalactosamine 3-beta-galactosyltransferase 1, like b (gene c1galt1lb). The record is from RefSeq and is a predicted model, not a curated record. NCBI's taxonomy places the organism in Eukaryota, Metazoa, Chordata, Actinopteri, Pleuronectiformes, Pleuronectidae. The coding region runs from base 187 to 1383 and encodes 398 amino acids. Gene Ontology annotation, cellular component: membrane. The transcript is spliced from 4 exons. Gene Ontology annotation, molecular function: N-acetylgalactosaminide beta-1,3-galactosyltransferase activity.
UGAGCUAAGUUUCCGUUUAGAUGGAGAAAGAAACCGCUGCGUCCAGAAGGAACGGACUCCGCGUUUCCCUGUGAAAGUGGACGUUUCUCUGCAUAAUGGAGUAGCGGGUAGUGGACCUGCUAUGGUGUAUGCGCUGCCAUUGCACCUGCCGAGUUGAUCAGCUGACAGAGAGACACCUGAUCCAGCAUGCCGGUCGUCGGAUCCAGAUUCUUCUUCAUCGCGGGGUUUGUGGUCGGGACCUUCACUCUGUACGUGUUCCUACGGCAGGUGUCGUUCGAGACGGGGCUGUCCGCGCCGCAGGCCGCCAACUCGGUCAGGGACUAUCAGCUUGGGCUGGCUGAAGAGCGCAAGAUCUGGAAGAAGCAGGGGUCUGCUCUGUUCAACCUGAAGCACCCUCAUCAGAAAGGUGAGGAUGGCCAUAUUGCUGAUGAGCUGUACAAAAAGGUGCGCAUUCUUUGCUGGGUGAUGACUGCACCGAAGAACUUGGAGAAAAAGACUCGACAUGUGAAGACCACGUGGAGUCGUCACUGCAAUGUGGUGGUCUUCAUGAGUUCCGUGGAUGACCCCGACUUCCCCACUGUGGGAUUGGGUACAGAGGAAGGUCGGGAUCAGCUGUAUUGGAAAACAAUCCGGGCCUUCCAUUACGUCUAUGAGCAUCACAGCCACGAGGCAGAUUGGUUCCUCAAGGCAGAUGAUGACACCUACGUUAUUGUAGACAACUUGCGUUGGGUUCUUGCGAACCACACGCCGGACGAGCCAAUUUACUUUGGCCGACGGUUCAAGCCCUAUGCCAAGCAGGGCUACAUGAGUGGCGGAGCAGGUUAUGUCUUGAGCAGAGAGGCUCUACGGAGAUUCGUAGAAGGUUUUAAAAGCAAACAGUGCACUCACACUUCCUCUGUAGAGGACCUGGCAAUGGGACAGUGCUUGGAAAAAGUCGGGGUGCUGGCAGGAGACUCCAGAGACACUGAGCAGAGGGAGACAUUUCACCCCUUUGUUCCGGAGCAGCACCUCACCGCGAAAUUCCAUAAGAGUUUCUGGUAUUGGAGCUACAACUUCUACCCAAUCAUAGAGGGUCCAUUCUGCUGCUCAGACUUGUCUGUGUCUUUCCACUAUGUUGAUGGAUCACAAAUGUAUUUAUUGGAGUACUACACCUAUCACCUGCGUGCCUUCGGCUAUACACACCGUUACCAGCCCCCCAGCCCAAAGCGCUACAGAAUCGAGCAUUCAGGUUUGGCUGCAGAAGAACAAAAGGAGCCGGCUCCUCAGGUGAAAGGCAAAGGAGAAAGCGGUGAUCUGCCCAAGAUGGACAUGAAACAGGACGCAGAUCAUCAUCCUGCAGCUGGUAAAGAUUCUCCCAUUGCACCAGAGGUGAAACAACAGUAGGACUCUAUGGUUGUUUGAAGGGAUCAGUGUCAUUAGGAAGACACAGAAUUGUUUGUUUUUAAAUCUUUGCUUAUUCAUUGAUUCUGAUAAUUUUGGGACAUAUUUCUACAAAAGUAGAACGGUCCACUUUGAUCGGAAGUGUCUGGAGCUGAAGGACUGCUACUAACUUCAACUUGCGACUGCAUUUUAGGCUCAAAGUGGCUCUUAUUUUUCCAGAUUUGUAAGAUGGUUUUUACAAUUUUAAAGUUGAGAGCACUUUUCUGUAGGCUUUGAUCAUUUAAAAUCAAACCAUAAUUAUUUCUCACAGCUACGUUUUGUCGUCCACCAAAACCCGAUCAAACACUCUUUAGUGUUGAAGUUGUUUGACUUCAUUUCUUUCAUAGUGAAUUAUGUGCCUGCUAAUGGCAAUAAAUGAUGUGUCUUGAACUUAAUCAAGUGAAGAGGUGAGGUUUGCUGCUACUCAAUACAUUUUCUGAUUAUUGAACAAGACAACAAAAAUAUAAUGUUAGAUUAAUAUCUGUGCACUCAUCAAUUGGUAUCAUAGAUGAUAUUGGAUUUGUUCUUAGAACCAGCUUUCUGACGCCAAAUUUGAUUCAGGCUUUACUCAAAAGUAUUUUUUUCCCCAUAGAUAAUGAAAAUUUGUCUUAUCAGAUUUAUUUAGCUGAAUGGUCGGACCACAGUCAGCUAGGAUUCUGCAGCACUGUUGAAAUAUCACACUUAUCCUCAGAAUAAUCCAGGAAUAAAAAAACACCAAUACAAGAACAUGAGCUAAAUUUCAUUAGCAAGGUUUUUGGAGUCCUCUCUUUCUCUUAAUGGCUAACAUAGAGAUGCAUUAAUGUGACCACAAUGCUUUAAAUGAUAAGUCCUGAUGACUGGAUUUGAACAUUCGAGCCAAAGAUUUUCCUCUGGGAUGAGACCAGACUGAGGAAGCACAGACACGCUGUCGCUGUUAUCUGUGAACACUUCUUGUUCAAGUUAAUGUUGGUGCUUCCCUAUUGUGUAUAACUGGUGUUUUAUAUGUUCAGUCAUCACAACCUUUUAUUUGAUCUGGGAUCUAACGAGCACCUUCAGCUGGAGAACAGGACGUCAGUGGGCGGUAGUCAACCAAAGAAAAUCUUCCUGGAGUUGUUACUUCUCUUCAACCAAUCAUUUAGUCUUGAGUGAAAAAAAAACCUGCAUGUUAUCUCUAUAUUGAUUAAAUUGGCCACAGUGUACCCCACCGGCAAUAAUCAGACUAAUUAUAUUUUUGUUGGAUGAUGUUGCAUGUUGAAAAGUCGAGUGGGAGACUGCAGCUUUCGCUAUCAGUCAACAGCUUCCUUUCCUUCUUACCCAUCCAUGGCACAUGGCUUUCUAUUUGUUUUUGCCGAAACUGUCUCUGGAUCAACACUUCACACUUCCCUUUAUCUUCUCCUGGUGGACUCUUUAGCGUGUGCCUUGUACAGUAUAUUGAGAUUGUUUGAGUCAACAGUUGAACACAUGACUUUGCACUGUGACAUGACCACAAUGAGAGUGACAACUUUCAGAUGGAGCUUAUUGAAUCCUUCCAAUGUAUAGAGCAUUGCCUUUGCCAGUGGAUGACUUGUUGUUCAUGAGGUGAAUAAGCAGGAUUGAUUUCUUUUCUACAAAUGUACUUUCAGUAAUGUGUAUUUUCUAAAUGCUGGGUGGGUUGGGACAGAGCCUUUUCUUUUUCUACUCAGUACAUUGUAUUUAUUAAAAAAUAAUUCUUCCCAGUUUUUUUACUACAUUGUUGCCAAACAAAGAGUAUGUUUUGGCGGGAGAUUCAUUAAUUACCAAAUACAGAAGAAAAUAAAAUGAAACUAAAAAAUGGCCUCAGGAAUCAGGCAGGAUUAAGUUUUAUGUAAAAAUGAAUUUGAGUGUUUUGGGGGCUGUUUGGUAUGUUUCCUUUUUAACCACUUAAACCUUUUAAUUUCCUUUUGAGUUCACACAUGUAUGAGGCAACUAAAGCCUAAUCUCAUUUCCAAAAGCCUUUUUCUGUGUUCCUAAUUGGUUUCCAUCAGUACAUGACCACAGAGCAAGUAGGAAAAGUUUAAACAAAUCAACACCUUGUUUUUAAAUUAUUAACCAUUUGGUAUGGGUUUUUGGUGUCCUAUAUUUAUAGUAUAAAUAUUCCUAAAUUUCAUUAAUCACUUAUAACAAAUUAUUUUCAGGUUAACCAUAAACUUUAUUUUAAAUAACUACAAAUGAGUUUGAAAAUAUUUUUGUACAUAAAAUACAUCGUAAACACAUUUUUAAAUGGCAAUACAGAUAUGUCCACAAAAGGCUCAUAUGCGCAAUAUUUCCAUCCACCCAAUAUAUCGGUCGGGUUCCAAAAAUUAUGUUCACCCUUGUUUCCAAGUGUAAUAAAAAGUUUUGGACUGAUUUUGACAGUUUUUUUGCAUCACCAACACUUGCCCUAGCAACCCGUUGAUAACUGCCUAAAUGUAUGUUUAUAUUGACGUCUGAACAGACACAGUGUUUGCUUCUUGACCUUACUUUGUGUUAGUGGUUGAGCACACGUGGGCAGGGUUCGUUUCUGUGAAUGGUUCUUAAAUCACUAUAAAUAAAUGCAUAUUUUAUUGUA